UGUUGGGGAGUGUAGAGCUCAUGGUCAUCUGGGGUCUGUGCAUAUGUCCCUGGGGAAUUACACGCAUGCUGUGAAGUGUUACCAGGAACAACUGGAAAGAGCACAGGAGUUACAGGAUUCCACCAUGGAGGCACAAGCAUUUGGUAAUUUGGGUAUAGCCAGACUCAAUAUGGGUCAUUAUGAAGAUGCUAUAGGGUACCUGGAACAACAGCUAGGUACCCUGGAGCAGAUAACCUCUGAAAUAGUCAUUCUAGACCGUGCCAGGGCUUUUGGUAGUUUAGGGGAUUGUUAUGAUGCAUUAGGAGACCCUGAAGAUGCAAUCAAAUGCCAUGAGCAGUACCUGAAUGUUGCUUCCAAGAUGAAAAGCCCCAAAGACCAGGAAAGGGCUUAUAGAUGCCUAGGGCAAUCACAGAAGUGUCUGGGUAACCUACAACAGGCUCUGGUAUGUCUGGAGAAACGUUUGGUGGUAUCCCAUGAACUGGGCCUACCUGAAGCAAAAGCAGCAGCUUAUGGUGAGCUGGGACAACUACACUCCGCUCUGGGUAACCUGGAACAAGCUAUUUCCUGUCUUGAACACCAGCAGACCAUUGCUGUGGAGUUGAAUGAUAAGGUCACGGAAGCUGAUAGUCUAUCCAUGUUGGGUUGUGUAUACCAUCAAAUGGGUGACUAUAGCACCAGUCUGAAAUACCAUGAGAAAGAUUUUGACAUUGCUGAGGAACUGAACCUACCUUCAAACCAAUCCAGGGCGUGUUCCAACCUAGGUAUGGUUUAUGAAUCCCUGGGAAACCUUGACAGGGCUAUCUACUACCAAGAACAACAUCUUGCUGUAGCAACCAAUAAUAAUGACCAAUUGGGUAGGACCCUGGCGUUUAGUAGUCUUGGUAGGGUUCAUCAACUCCUGGGUAACAAAACACAGAGCAUAGCAUACCUCAAAGAGGGUCUUCAGAUUGCUGAGGCCCUGAACAGACACGAGGAGGAAUGUAAAAUACGAAAUAGACUGGGUAUAGCAUUAUGGUCUCAUGGUGACCUUGAAGGUGCACAGAAACAACUGGAAGAUGCUUGUAUCCUUCUGGAAACCAUCAAAAGGGACGCCAGGAAUAGUCACGCCAGCAAGAUGAUGAUCCAGGAGUUACAGAGUACCAGUUAUCAGGUACUCCAGAGGGUUUUAACAGAACUGAACAAAACAGAAGAAGCUUUGGUGGUUGCCGAACGUUACAGACAAAAAACCACCCUGGAAAACUCCUCAGACCUGAAGAAGAAGAAACGUGAUGAAGAUCUGCACCCUACCAAUGUCCAACAGAUCCUGGACAUAGUAAACCGGCAACGUGCAAUGGUCCUUUACUUCUCUAUCGCUUCCGGGUACCUCUACGCAUGGUUAAUUGCCCCUACUAAGGGUAUCCUGAAAUUCCACGCCACACCUCUUCAGGAAGACAUACCAGGUCCUUCGGAGUUAGUUGAUGAUGUCUGA
Molecule: messenger RNA, 1468 nt
Organism: Dalotia coriaria
Lineage: Eukaryota; Metazoa; Arthropoda; Insecta; Coleoptera; Staphylinidae
Product: tetratricopeptide repeat protein 28-like
Exons: 2
Coding region: 44-1468 (474 amino acids)
Molecular function (GO): protein binding
Source: RefSeq, a predicted model, not a curated record